This is a messenger RNA of Ostertagia ostertagi, 426 nucleotides long. Lineage: Eukaryota; Metazoa; Nematoda; Chromadorea; Rhabditida; Trichostrongylidae. The record is from the annotation of a GenBank genome assembly.
AUGCACACAUGCUCCGCUUACCAACAUCGUACUCCGUACGCUUCAUCCGGCUCACCACUUAGAGGAUAUCACUCACUUCCUCGACAUGAUGACAAUGUAUUCCCCACCUACUCAGCAGUUCGAGGACUAACACCAAGGUGUCGCCGUCUGUCAACAGCCGCAGCUGACUGCCGACUGAGAAGCAGUGGUAGUGAUGGAAGAAAGUCGCCUUCCUUUGCAUCCGGCUCGCCUGAUGGCGCUUCACACAUGGAUUGUUCGCUGGAGUAUCUAGCAGAUCUUGUCAAGGAGAAAAAAGAUCUAGAAAUGUUUGUGGAUAACUUUCAACACGUUGAACGUCUCCUUAAUGAGGGUUCGUCCAAAAUUAAUAUAUCGUAUAAAACCAAAUUAGAAAAGGGCACAGCGCGUCGACACUGCGAUUUAUCGUGA